AUGAAGGUGCUCCCUGCAUCUGGCCUCGCUGUCCUCCUCAUCACGGCUUUGAAGUUUUCCACUGCAGCCCCCUCCCUAUUCGCAGCCACCCCCAGGACCUGGAGGAACAACUUCCACCUUGCACAGGCUUAUCUUGACAAGUAUUACACAAGGAAAGGAGGAUCCCAGAUUGGUGAGAUGGUUGCAAGAGGAGGCAAUUCCAUGGUAAAGAAGAUUAAGGAGCUACAAGCGUUCUUUGGCCUCCGAGUCACAGGGAAGUUAGACCAGAACACCAUGGACGUGAUCAAGAAGCCGCGCUGCGGAGUUCCUGAUGUGGCGAAUUAUCGUCUCUUCCCAGGUGAACCCAAAUGGAAAAAAAAUACUUUGACAUACAGAGUAGCCAAAUACACAUCUUCCAUGACUCCUUUUGAGGUGGACAAAGCCAUAGAGAUGGCCCUGCGGGCCUGGAGCAGCGCUGUGCCUCUGAGCUUUGUCAGGGUCAACGCGGGAGAAGCGGAUAUCAUGAUAUCUUUUGAAACAGGAGAUCACGGGGAUUCCUACCCAUUUGAUGGGCCUCGGGGGACUCUAGCCCAUGCAUUUGCUCCUGGAGAAGGCCUGGGAGGAGAUACUCAUUUCGACAAUGCUGAGAAGUGGACUAUGGGAACGAAUGGUUUCAAUUUAUUUACAGUCGCUGCUCAUGAAUUUGGUCAUGCUCUGGGCCUGGCCCAUUCCACAGACCCAUCAGCACUGAUGUACCCAACUUAUAAGUACCAGAAUCCCUUUGGAUUCCGCCUCCCCAAGGAUGACGUGAAAGGGAUCCAGGCGUUGUACGGACCUCGGAAACCAUUCCUGGGCAAACCUACUAUGCCCCACAUCCCUCCUUAUAAGCCAUCCAUCCCCGACCUCUGUGACUCCAGCUCAUCUUUUGAUGCUGUGACGAUGCUGGGAAAGGAGCUCUUGUUCUUCAGGGACCGGAUUGUCUGGCGGCGGCAGGUUCACUUGCCAACAGGUGUUCAGCCCAGCACUAUCACCAGCUCCUUCCCCCAGCUCAUGUCCAAUGUGGAUGCAGCUUACGAAGUGGCUGACAGGGGCACCGCUUACUUCUUCAAAGGCCCCCACUACUGGAUAACAAGAGGAUUCCAAAUGCUAGGUUCUCCUCGAACGAUUUAUGACUUUGGCUUCCCAAGGUAUGUACAGCGAAUAGAUGCUGCUGUCUAUCUCAAGGAGCCAAAGAAGACCCUUUUCUUUGUGGGAGACGAAUACUACAGCUAUGAUGAACGAAAAAGGAAAAUGGAAAAGGACUAUCCAAAGAGUAUUGAAGAAGAAUUUUCAGGAGUAAAUGGCCAAAUAGAUGCUGCUAUGGAAUUAAAUGGCUACAUUUACUUCUUUUCAGGACCAAAAGCAUACAAGUAUGAUACAGAGAAGGAAGAUGUGGUUAGUGUGAUGAAAUCGAAUUCCUGGAUCGGUUGCUAA
Messenger RNA from Lepus europaeus (European hare), 1452 nucleotides. It is a transcript of the gene MMP20, whose product is annotated as matrix metallopeptidase 20. The transcript is spliced from 10 exons. The coding region runs from base 1 to 1452 and encodes 483 amino acids. Gene Ontology annotation, biological process: amelogenesis; extracellular matrix organization; proteolysis. The record is from RefSeq and is a predicted model, not a curated record. Gene Ontology annotation, molecular function: metalloendopeptidase activity; zinc ion binding. Gene Ontology annotation, cellular component: extracellular matrix. NCBI's taxonomy places the organism in Eukaryota, Metazoa, Chordata, Mammalia, Lagomorpha, Leporidae.